Molecule: messenger RNA, 2233 nt
Organism: Theobroma umbraticum
Lineage: Eukaryota; Viridiplantae; Streptophyta; Magnoliopsida; Malvales; Malvaceae
Product: putative inactive purple acid phosphatase 1
Molecular function (GO): acid phosphatase activity; metal ion binding
Source: RefSeq, a predicted model, not a curated record
UCGAAUCUUGCCGGGGACAGAGUCGAUGUUUCUUUCUAAAAAGUGUGUGCUACCCCUGCCAUGUUCAAACAUCAUUUACCCUUCCACUUGCUUCCUCUUUUUACUCAGAAAUCUCCCGAAGUCCAUAUUCUUUUAACCCUUCUUUGAUUUCUGCUUCUGUACCAAUCCAUCUUAUCCUCUUCUUUGUCCAAUCUUUGCUUCUUUUCUGCCUUUUCUUGUCUUCUCUUGCACUUUAAGCGCGCCUUGAAGAUAUUCGGUGGGAUGAGGGAAUUGAGAUUGAUAUUCUUGCCAAUUCUAUUAAUUUUUGCAACACUUGAAGAGGCAGCUUCACACGGAGAUCAGCCUCUUUCGAAGAUUGCUGUUCAAAAGGCAACUUUUUCUCUCAAUCAUCAAGCUUACAUAAAAGUCUCUCCUACAGUUCUUGGGUUGAAGGGGCAAAAUGCAGAUUGGGUGACAGUGGAGUUUAGUUCUCCUAAUCCAUCUGUUGAUGAUUGGAUUGGGGUGUUUUCUCCUUCCAAUUUCAGCGCUUCUUCCUGCCCUGCUCCUGCAGAUAAUCCGUGGGUAUCUCCUCCACUGUUGUGUUCAGCACCUAUUAAGUAUCAGUAUGCAAACUACAGUACUCCCAAGUACAAAGAUACCGGAAAAGGAUCAUUGAAGCUUCAGUUGAUUAACCAGAGAUCUGACUUCUCUUUGGUGCUAUUUUCAGGGGGUUUGUUAAAUCCAAAGGUCGUGGCAGUGUCAGCUAAAGUUGCUUUCUCAAAUCCAAAUGCACCAGUUUACCCACGAUUAGCUCAAGGAAAAGUAUGGAAUGAAAUGACUGUUACCUGGACCAGUGGAUAUGGGAUCAGUGAAGCUGUACCUUUUGUUGAAUGGGGUAGGAAAGGAGGACUGCCAAUACAUUCACCAGCUGGAACACUUACUUUUGAUAGUAACAGCAUGUGUGGAGAGCCAGCAAGGACAGUAGGAUGGCGAGAUCCUGGGUUUAUACACACCAGUUUUCUGAAGGAGUUGUGGCCCAACACACUGUACACCUACAGGCUUGGACAUGUUCUGUCCAAUGGUACUUAUGUUUGGAGUCAACAAUACAGCUUUAGAGCACCUCCUUAUCCUGGUCAAAAUUCUUUGCAACGUGUCAUCAUUUUUGGAGACAUGGGAAAGGAUGAAGCUGAUGGUUCCAAUGAGUACAAUGAUUUCCAGCAUGGUGCUCUUAACACAACAAAGCAGCUUAUUAGAGACUUAAAUAACAUUGAUAUAGUCUUCCACAUUGGAGACAUAUGUUAUGCAAAUGGAUACCUUUCACAGUGGGACCAGUUUACUGCACAGGUUGAGCCGAUUGCAUCAACUGUUCCUUACAUGAUUGCAAGUGGUAACCAUGAGCGUGACUGGCCGGGAUCAGGAUCCUUCUAUGGGAACAAGGAUUCUGGGGGAGAAUGUGGCGUUUUGGCAGAGACAAUGUUUUACGUCCCUGCUGAGAACAGGGCAAAGUUCUGGUAUUCCACUGAUUAUGGCAUGUUCCGGUUCUGUGUAGCUGACACAGAGCAUGAUUGGAGGGAGGGGACAGAGCAAUACCAAUUCAUCGAGCACUGCCUUGCAUCUGUUGAUAGACAGAAGCAACCGUGGCUGAUCUUCCUUGCACACAGGGUAUUGGGUUACUCUUCUGCUACCUUUUAUGCUGAUACGGGAUCUUUUGGGGAACCCAUGGGAAGGGAGAGUCUUCAAAAACUUUGGCAGAAGUACAAAGUUGACAUUGCCUUCUACGGCCAUGCACACCACUAUGAAAGGACAUGUCCAAUUUACCAGAAUAUAUGCACCGACAAGGAGAAAAACAAUUACAGAGGCACCUUGAACGGGACAAUUCAUGUGGUUGCUGGUGGUGGAGGAGCAGGCCUUGCAGAAUUCACCACCCUAAACACCAAAUGGAGUUUCUUCAAAGACCUUGAUUAUGGAUUCGUAAAACUCACAGCAUUCGACCAUUCAAACCUGUUGUUCGAGUAUAAGAAGAGCAGUGAUGGAAAAGUUUAUGAUUCUUUCACAAUAUCCAGGAAUUACAGGGACAUCUUGGCAUGCACGGUAGAUAGCUGCCCAAGUAUGACCCUUGCCUCGUGAUUUUAAAUUAAAGAAAGAUUUAUGUUAUUAACAAUUUCUGUAAUGGAAGUCUUUCAUGCUGUAGCCUGUACAUUUCCAAUCUAGUAAAUCAAGCUCGAAAUAGAUAAGGAGAUGAAACAUUCUGUUC